UCGAUACAACUCUACUUCGGGCUACACGAUUUUUUUUCUUCAUUUAAUUGCAAAUACAUGCUAUACAAGCGAAUAUUAAGUGUAUAUAAUAAGGUUAUUAAAGCUUUACGCGCGGCUUUUAAGCGUAUUGCGAUACAGUGGCUGAAAAAGGCUGUAACGCCCGGCUGGGAAGAAGGAGAAGAUAAUACAAAAGACCGGCAGCAGCAGCUUGCUCGCUCACGCACACCAACACCCACACACACACACAUCUCGUGCAAAAACAAAAUUCAAAGAGAAAGAGAUUGAGAAUUGAAAGCGGAAAUUGUGUGUGAUCAUCAACAUAAAUAUACAAUAUACAAAAUACAUAAUAUAUUUAGGCCAUGAAGAAUGUAUUGAUGGUGGCGGAGAAGCCGUCGCUGGCUGCCUCAUUAGCAUCGAUACUUUCCAAUGGACGCUGCACAGUGAAGCGAGGUAACAAUGGCUGCUCCACACACGAAUGGUCUGGACACUUUCGGCAUGAGGGAAAUGUGCAUUUUCGCAUGACAUCGGUGUGUGGACAUGUGAUGUCAUUGGAUUUCAUUAGCAAAUAUACAUCCUGGGACAAGGUGGAUCCCGUAGAACUCUUCAAUUGCCCCACGGAGAAAAAGGAAUGCACACCGAAGCAACAAAUGCGCACAUUUUUGGCCCAUGAAGCUCGUGGUUGCGAUUAUUUGGUGCUUUGGCUCGAUUGCGAUAAGGAGGGUGAAAAUAUCUGCUUUGAGGUGAUGGAUGCAGUGCAGCAUGUUAUCCAUAAUGUGUACAGUCACAGUGUCACAUACCGGGCACACUUCUCGGCCAUUACGGACAAGGACAUCAAGGGUGCUAUGGAAACACUGGGACAUCCCAAUGAGAACGAGGCGAAAUCGGUGGAUGCUCGACAGGAAUUGGAUUUGCGCAUCGGUUGUGCAUUCACACGAUUCCAGACCAAAUUCUUUCAGGGACGCUACGGUGAUUUGGACUCCUCAUUAAUCUCAUAUGGACCAUGUCAAACGCCAACACUUGGUUUCUGUGUCAAGCGUCACGAUGAUAUUCAAUUAUUUAAGCCCGAAACAUUUUGGUAUCUCCAGCUGUUGGCCGGACAGCCGGAGUGUACGCUGGAGUGGGCACGUGGACGUGUCUUCAAAAAGGACAUUGCCAUCAUGCUCCUGAAUCGCGUCAAGGAACACAAGGAGGCCACCGUGGAAAGUGUGAGCAGCAAGGAAUCGUUCAAGAGUAAACCUCAGGCACUCAACACGGUUGAAUUGAUGCGAAUUUGCAGCUCCGGUCUGGGAAUUGGACCCUAUCAGGCGAUGCAAUUGGCGGAGCGUCUAUAUACGCAGGGCUAUAUCAGUUAUCCGCGCACAGAGACCAAUCAAUAUCCGGAGAACUUUGAUCUGCAUGCCACGUUGCGUGUGUUGCAGCCCUCCAGUGAAUUUGGCGAUGAGGCGCGUGCAAUUGCCAGUGACUUUCAAUCGCCGCGAAAGGGCAAAGAUGCCGGAGAUCAUCCGCCGAUCACACCAAUGAAAUUGGCAAAUCGCAAUGAUUUUGAUCGUGACACAUGGCGUGUCUACGAUUUCAUAUGUCGCCAUUUUAUGGGCACAAUAUCGAGAGAUUUGAAAUAUCGCACGACAACAGCGAAACUGCGUGUUGGCAUCGAAAGUUUCUCGUGUACGGCGAAUGUGUUGAUCGAUGCGGGAUUUACCAAGGUGAUGACAUGGCAGGCAUUUGGCAAGGAUGAACCCAAUCCGCCAUUUGUUCAAGGCACCCAAGUGGCCAUCAAUGAUGUCCGUUUGGCUGAGAGUCAGACUGGUCCGCCCGAUUAUCUAACCGAAGCCGAAUUGAUAACGCUGAUGGAGCAACAUGGCAUUGGCACCGACGCCUCCAUACCCGUCCACAUCAAUAACAUUUGUCAGCGCAAUUAUGUGCGCAUUGAAACGGGUCGCAAACUGAUACCCACCACAUUGGGCAUUGUUUUGGUGCAUGGCUAUCAGAAGAUCGAUCCGGAACUGGUUUUGCCCACCAUGCGAUCGGAGGUGGAACGCAUGCUGACACUCAUUGCCAAGGGAUCGGCGGAUUUCAAUGAUGUUCGACGACAUGCCAUCAAAAUCUUUAAACUCAAAUUCAUGUAUUUCGUUCAGAACAUUGCCAGCAUGGAUAUGCUCUUUGAAUCAUCCUUCUCUCCACUUGCCGAGUCGGGGAAGGCGCAUUCGCGGUGUGGCAAGUGUCGACGUUACAUGAAGUAUAUACAGACGAAACCCGCCCGUUUGUAUUGCUCGCACUGCGAUGAGAAUUAUACGUUGCCCAAUGGAAAUGUCAAGGUUUAUCGUGAGUUCAAAUGUCCGUUGGAUGACUUUGGACUGUUGGCCUUCUCGACGGGGGUGAAGGGACGCUCGUUUCCCUUUUGUCCGUACUGUUACAAUCAUCCGCCGUUUAGGGAUAUGCCCAAGUUUGGCGGUUGCAACACCUGCACACAUCCCACCUGCCCCCAUUCCCUUAACACGCUGGGCAUUUCCAGUUGUGUGGAAUGCGAGACGGGAGUUCUGGUUUUGGACAGCACAUUGUCGCCCACCUGGAAAUUGGGCUGUAAUCGUUGUGACGUCAUCAUUAACUGCUUCAAGGGUGCCACCAAAAUAACUGUCGAAGAUACCAAAUGCAGCGAUUGUGGUGCUCAGCUGCUGAAUGUGGUGUACAAAUCGGACAAGUCCAAGUUUAAGGAUGGCAGCGAGGAGAAAAGUGGUUGUAUUUUCUGUUCCAAUGAUUUUUCGCAUCUGGUGGAGAAACAUCGAGCGGUCGCCUCCCGUCAAGUGCGCAGUGGUGCGCCACGUGGUGGUGCAGCUGGCGGUGCUGCUGGUGGCGGUGCUGCCGGCGGUGGUGCUGGCAAUACACGUGGUGGUCGUCAUGGCGGCCGUCCGCCCAAGGAUAAAAUGGCACAGUUGGCGGCAUAUUUCGUUUGAUGGCUUGCUAUUCAAUCUGGAUUAGGCUCUAAAAUGCAUUUGAUUGUCUAACUCCCCACUAAAAUCAAGUCUAGUAUGCGAGACUUGGCAGUAAAUAAACGAAGUUUGUACAAAUUUCA
Molecule: messenger RNA, 3070 nt
Organism: Drosophila innubila
Lineage: Eukaryota; Metazoa; Arthropoda; Insecta; Diptera; Drosophilidae
Gene: Top3beta
Product: DNA topoisomerase 3-beta
Exons: 5
Coding region: 360-2951 (863 amino acids)
Biological process (GO): DNA topological change
Cellular component (GO): nucleus
Molecular function (GO): DNA topoisomerase type I (single strand cut, ATP-independent) activity; DNA binding
Source: RefSeq, a predicted model, not a curated record